AUGACAAGAAGUUGUUCCCCUUUGUGAAGACUCUUCUUACGCGAAAGAUAAAAAGUGUUUCGUCGUGACCAGCAAGAAUCAAAGGACUUGAAAAAUAGGAGCAUCAUGUCUUUUUCAACAACCCCAGAUUGGGCGAGCGCUGAACAUGAAACAGGGACAACGAUCAUGGCCGUGGAAUAUGACGGCGGUGUGGUUAUUGGGGCAGAUUCAAGAACAACAACAGGUGCUUAUAUAGCCAACAGAGUGACAGACAAACUGACCAAAAUCACAGACAAGAUCUACUGCUGUCGGUCAGGGUCAGCUGCCGAUACACAGGCCGUGGCAGACAUUGUCAGCUACCAUCUCAACUUUCAGAAAAUGGACAUGGGAGAGGAGCCUAAAGUGAAAGUAGCUGCCAAUAUAUUCCGAGAACUCUGUUAUAACAACAGGGACAACCUGUCAGCAGGGAUCAUUGUAGGUGGAUGGGAUAAAACUGAGGGAGGACAGGUCUAUGCUAUCCCAUUGGGAGGUAUGUUGACACGUAUGCCGUUUACCACGGGGGGUUCUGGCAGCACCUAUAUCUAUGGAUACGUGGAUGCCAACUUUAAGACAGGCAUGACCAAAGAAGAAUGCCUUAAAUUUGUUGCAAAUGGUGUCGGCCUUGCCAUCAGCAGAGAUGGGUCCAGUGGUGGAGUCGUCCGUUUGGCCGCCAUUAACAAAGAUGGCGUCGAGAGAUUUGUGCUGACUGGUAACCAAGUACCCACGUUCUAUGAGGAUUAUUAAGGACAAUGACAGAUCUCUACCAGCCUCUCUUGACUUCGUGCAAAUUAGUGCUCUCAUCUUCGUCCCUCCAUUUCAUUUGUAUAUAUGUAAUAAAUGACAAUGACAUUUGA
Molecule: messenger RNA, 872 nt
Organism: Magallana angulata
Lineage: Eukaryota; Metazoa; Mollusca; Bivalvia; Ostreida; Ostreidae
Product: proteasome subunit beta type-6-like
Exons: 6
Coding region: 106-762 (218 amino acids)
Cellular component (GO): proteasome core complex
Molecular function (GO): threonine-type endopeptidase activity
Source: RefSeq, a predicted model, not a curated record